UGAGAAUUAAAAAAGAGUUGACUAAGGUAUUAGGCAGCACGAAUAAUCCGCUUGCGCUAUAAUUCCUGUAUUUGGACGACAAGACAAGCCAGCGACGAUGGCUAAACUGUUACUGGUCCUCUUUCUUACAGCAUUUAUAUGUGUGGCGACUCAAGCACUCUCGUUCAGACCAAGAAAUAUUGGCGAAACGGUAUCGGAAUACUACGAAGAAAAUGAAUCACCUCACCCAUUAGUUAAUGAAGUGCUAGGCGAUUUAGAUGAUUCCACCGAAAAGUACAAUCCCUUGAUUCUGCGACAUGUUGAAAAUAAUCUGCGAAGUAUGGCUGACAGAGUGAGCGAGAAACGUAUGUUAAUUUGUUCAACAAAACCAAGCCCUUACUGCGACAUAUUAGGCUAGUACUUAAAGGCGAGGGGACAUGCAGAAACGUAAUGUCAAACUUUCAAACUAUACGUCAAUUCGUACUCAAUAAUUUGUAAAUGCGAAGAUAGAAAUGUUUAAAUAUUUUAUGCAAUUAUACAAGAUAUUAUUUACUACAGUUAUGAAAAUACGCCUAAAUUGACUGAUAAUAAAUUAACAGCACUGUAUUUCUUCCAUGUUUGGU
Messenger RNA from Paramuricea clavata, 602 nucleotides. The record is from the annotation of a GenBank genome assembly. NCBI's taxonomy places the organism in Eukaryota, Metazoa, Cnidaria, Anthozoa, Malacalcyonacea, Plexauridae.